AGCCGCCUUCCGCUUCGCUAGUUCUCCUCCCCAACAUGGCGCAGUCGGUUAACAUCACGGAGCUGAACCUGCCGCAGCUAGAAAUGCUCAAGAACCAGCUGGAUCAGGAAGUGGAGUUCUUGUCCACGUCCAUUGCUCAGCUCAAGGUGGUACAGACCAAGUAUGUGGAAGCCAAGGACUGUCUGAACGUCCUGAACAGGAGCAACGAGGGGAAAGAAUUACUCGUCCCACUGACGAGUUCUAUGUAUGUCCCUGGGAAGCUGCAUGAUGUGGAACACGUCCUCAUCGAUGUGGGAACUGGCUACUAUGUAGAGAAGACAGCUGAGGAUGCCAAGGACUUCUUCAAGAGGAAGGUAGACUUCCUCACCAAGCAAAUGGAGAAAAUCCAGCCAGCUUUGCAGGAGAAGCAUGCCAUGAAACAGGCGGUCAUGGAGAUGAUGAGCCAGAAGAUUCAGCAGCUCACAGCCCUGGGGGCAUCUCAGGCUACCGCAAAGGCCUGAGAGCUUGUUACCGAAAUGGGGCAGAGGCAUCCGCUUUAGCGGCCUGGGACUUUGUGGGCGUGGCUUCCUGGAGUCGGGGAAAGUGAAGGGUCUUGUGUUUCUUGCUAAUAAACGUGCCAGCGGGACAGAA
Messenger RNA from Diceros bicornis minor, 630 nucleotides. It is a transcript of the gene PFDN5, whose product is annotated as prefoldin subunit 5. Bases 36 to 500 code for a protein of 154 amino acids. Gene Ontology annotation, biological process: protein folding; regulation of DNA-templated transcription. The transcript has 6 exons. Gene Ontology annotation, cellular component: prefoldin complex; cytoplasm. NCBI's taxonomy places the organism in Eukaryota, Metazoa, Chordata, Mammalia, Perissodactyla, Rhinocerotidae. The record is from RefSeq and is a predicted model, not a curated record.